This is a messenger RNA of Nelumbo nucifera (sacred lotus), 875 nucleotides long. Its product is annotated as HMG-Y-related protein A-like. The record is from RefSeq and is a predicted model, not a curated record. Gene Ontology annotation, cellular component: nucleosome; nucleus; chromatin. Gene Ontology annotation, biological process: nucleosome assembly; chromosome condensation; negative regulation of DNA recombination. Lineage: Eukaryota; Viridiplantae; Streptophyta; Magnoliopsida; Proteales; Nelumbonaceae. Gene Ontology annotation, molecular function: double-stranded DNA binding; nucleosomal DNA binding.
AUUUUUCCAGCAACUGUUCUUUCUCUCUCUCUCUCUGUGUAAUCCCUAUCGGGCAUCAUCUGUCUCUCUCUACUUUCGUUGUUGUUCUGGUAAUUGCAGCUGCUUAGUGGGUUUUCUCUGUAACUUUCAUGGCGACCGAAGAGGUUAAUAAGCCUCCCUCGCUUCCUCAGUACUCAGAGAUGAUAUUUGCUGCGAUCGCAGCUUUGGACGACAAGAAUGGCUCGAGCAAGUCCGCCAUAUCCAAGUACAUCGAGUCACAGUAUGGAAAUCUGCCGGCUGGGCACUCACAGUUGCUGUCCCACCACCUGAAUAGGUUGAAAGAAAGUGGAGAGCUCAUCAUGGUGAAGAACAACUACAUAAAGCCUAACCCCAAUGACCCACCGAAGCGAGGCCGUGGCCGUCCGCCCAAGCCGAAGAUUCCUCUUCCGCCCGGAACUGUUGUUGCACCACCAAGGCCGAGAGGUCGCCCCCCCAAGCCCAAAGACCCUUCCGCACCAGUAGUGCCUAAGGUGUCUUCAGGUACAGGGAGGCCCCGUGGGCGCCCUCCCAAGAAGGCUAGACCUGCAGGAGCAGCAACGGCGGCUAGUGGACCUCCAAGGCCACGCGGUAGACCACCUAAGGCGAAGCCUCCAUUUGCAGCAGUAUCUGUUUGAUUAACACUGAGCUGUAGUGAGAAUUCAUCUAAUUAUUACUUGUUCUUUCACACUCUCUUCCCAUUUUUCUUUUUUGUUUUUUUUUUUUCCUUUGUUGAGUGUUCCUAGCAUGUCUGAGUGUAUCUGUAAUUCCAUGUACAUUAUGCAGCGCAGCUGUUGAAGCUUGUUGUAUUUCCUUAACAAAGAGAAGUCUAUUAUUAUCUAGGGUCUAUUGUUGUUUCA